Anguilla anguilla (European eel) is the source of this 2398-nucleotide messenger RNA. It is a transcript of the gene ndufaf6, whose product is annotated as NADH:ubiquinone oxidoreductase complex assembly factor 6. NCBI's taxonomy places the organism in Eukaryota, Metazoa, Chordata, Actinopteri, Anguilliformes, Anguillidae. Gene Ontology annotation, cellular component: mitochondrion. The transcript is spliced from 10 exons. The coding region runs from base 711 to 1436 and encodes 241 amino acids. The record is from RefSeq and is a predicted model, not a curated record. Gene Ontology annotation, biological process: mitochondrial respiratory chain complex I assembly; biosynthetic process.
UUUUAUGACCUGUAUGAUAUCAUACGGAGCGUCCAUGGUCUAAUAUUGUUACGCGUUUCAUAAGUAAUAUUCUAAAAAUAGUAUUUGAAAAUGAGGAGUUAUUUCUUAAUACAAUUAAAACCUUAGAAUAUCGGUUAAUUUAGAUUGGGUUGUUUUGGAAACAAACUUGACAAAAUGUUUGAAAUAUUAGUGACUUUUUAUUUAACUAUUCACCCUUUCCCAUGUUCAUUGCCUGGCUGAGAAGUUAAGGAACAUUAGAUGGUGUUCGCAGCGCGUUUUGUAGUAUGCACGCUCUGUUCUCAGGGACACUGAAAAAUAAAGGUCAAAGUGGAAGGGUACUCUGUUAUAUCAAUAUGGCUUCUAGUAUCAGCAGUAAGCAUGGUUUUCUGUCACUCAAAAGUUCCGUAUUUUCAUGUCAGAAAAAGAUUUUACCCCAUAUUGUGUACGUACAGAGAACUGCAGAAGUUAAUUGUUUUAGAGCGUCAACAAAUGCGAGCACUGAAUACCAGCACAACGAAAAGUACUGUAUUGAUAUGGUGAGCGUUUAGGUACUCAUCACCUUAUGCUGCACUAGCUGGUAACCCUUGAUAUUAGGCUACACAAAACGAACAGCCUACUGCUUAGAACGACUCGGGACUAUGAUGGAUUCGUCAGCUCUCUGCUUCUUCCAGAUGCCUCGCGCCGCUCCUCCUUGGCAUUGAGAGCCUUCAAUGUGGAACUGGCCCAGGCAGGUAAAGGACUCCAUUUCCCAGAAGACAAUAGGCCUGAUGCGGAUGCAGUUCUGGAAGACCGCUGUGGAUGACAUUUACAGAGAUGUACCCCCAUCCCAGCCAGUCAGUGCUGAACUCUGGAGGGCCGUAAAGAAGCACAGAUUGACAAAAAGAUGGCUUUUGAGAAUCAUCAAUGAAAGAGAGAAAGACAUGGAGGACAGACCGUACAGGAACCUUCAGGAGCUGGAGGCCUAUUCUGAGAACACUCAGUCCUCUCUGCUUUAUCUCCUCCUGGAAUGUUUAGGUGUCACAGACGUCCACGCGGAUCACGCCGCCAGCCACAUCGGGAAGGCCCAGGGCAUCGUCACGUGCCUGAGAGCCGCCCCUUUCCACAGCCGGCGGCGCAAGGUCUACCUCCCCAUGGACAUCUGCAUGCUGCACGGUGCAUCGCAAGAGGACUUCAUUCGAGGGAGCCGGGAGCAGAAUGUGAGGGACGUGGUUUAUGACAUCGCCAGCCAAGCCCACAUACAUCUGCAGCAUGCGCGGUCUUUUAGCAACACUGUGCCGGCAGAGGCCAUGUUGGCCUUCCUGGUGACGGUUGUUCUGGAGGACUACCUGCAGCGGGUGAGGAAGGUAGACUUUGACAUCUUCCAUCCGAGUUUACAGAAGAGAAACCCUUUACUUCCAAUCCAGCUGUACCUCCGGUCGUGGAAGAAGACAUACUGACCGUCCGGAUUAGCGCUAGUUUUGCUGCCAUUGUACUUAAUCCCUUUUCAGAUUUUCCUAUGCUGUACAUGUCACGGCGAGCCGUUGAAGACUUGCCGUAUUAAAUCCUUUGUGUAUACCGACAGUUCCUCCUUUGCUGACCAUGGAAUUUUGAAUCCCCCACUGUGGAACAUCACUUUUAGAUUUAGUGUUGAAAGCAUCCAGUGUCCAGCAAAAUGAAGAGAAAUCUGCUAUCUGGACUGAUGGCUGAUGAUAGGCUGAUAUUCUUAAGGUCAAGACAUUUAAAGAGAACUGUAAAAAAAUAUUUUGUUCUGUGUCAGCUGUGCGCUUUUCUUCAUUUUGUGCAGAAUAUCAGUCGCACACUCAGUUCCUUCUUGCUGUGUUUUAUUGACCAGCGUUCCAGGGGUGGUCUAUUUAUUGGUUUGUUGGUGUGGGAAAGGGUACGUUGAACAAACAAAAUGUUGGCUUAAACAGAAUUGCCGAACACCAUAGUGCAAUUAGAAGAAAAGAUGUAACUUCCCCUGUUGCUGUCCAUUUCAUGGAAGCAAAUCACUUGAUUUCGUCACUGAGAUAUACAGGCAAUGAACAAGUGUCUCUCUCUAGGAGAGGAGGAGAUCUUGAACAUCUUUUAAUGCAAAAUAAGCAUACUAGGUUUUGGAAUUAAAUACACUGGCCACUUGUGGUUUGCACAGGAUGUUCCUAUAACAUUGUUUGUGUAUCUGUGUUUUCUUUUUUGUUUUGUUUUUUUGUGAACAAUUUUUUAUUGUUUUUCAAACACCCUAACCCCUCCUGAUCCCUGGAACUGGAAGAGACGGUUUACCGAAGUCAACAGUCCAUUGCUUGCAACCUGACAACAGCGUCUGCAGCUAUAUUCCAAGCUGUGAUUGUGUUACAUUGAGCUCUACGAAAUGUCGCCGUAGAUUUUUCAAGGAGAACAAUAUCAUAAAAAUAACCCAGCCAUA